Acytostelium subglobosum LB1 is the source of this 2160-nucleotide messenger RNA. RefSeq lists its product as hypothetical. Gene Ontology annotation, molecular function: hydrolase activity, hydrolyzing O-glycosyl compounds. Lineage: Eukaryota; Evosea; Eumycetozoa; Acytosteliales; Acytosteliaceae. Gene Ontology annotation, biological process: carbohydrate metabolic process. Bases 1 to 2160 code for a protein of 719 amino acids. The transcript has 2 exons. The record is from RefSeq and is a predicted model, not a curated record.
AUGUAUACUAGAUUUCUCCCAAUUGUAUUAUUAUUACUAUUAUCUCUUGCUGCUCUAAAUGACGCAGCCAAGCCAACUACUUACUGCGAGUUUGCACCAUCAGACUACUGCCAAACACUUCAAUAUGCAUUGAUGUUCUAUAAGUAUAAUAGAGCCGGUCCCAUAAACGAUAAUGAGGUACCAUGGAGGAAGUCGUCGGUACUUCAAGAUGGUGAUCUCGCCGGAGGAUACUUUGACGCUGGUGAUCACAUCAAGUUUGUGUUGCCUAUGGCCUCUUCCAUGACCAUGCUCAGCUUUGCCUACCUUGAGCAUGAGCGCAACAUAAAGUCUUGCGAUCUGGAGGACCUGUUCCAGGAGGACAUACGACAGGGCACUGAUUGGCUGAUGGCAGGCCAUCCCAGUCCGAACAAGUUGGUUGCUCAAGUGGGAGAUGCCGAUGAUCACAGCUAUUGGGGACCUCCCGAGACCAUCACAACCAAGAGGAAUAUUUAUUGGAUUGAUGAGGAGCAUCCGGGAACCGAACUGGCAAUGGAGGCUGCCGCCGCGCUGGCUGCCGCGUCCAUGGUGUUCAAGGAGGACGAUCCAGAUUACUCGGCCAAACUCCUGGAGCAUGCCGAACAACUCUAUCAAUUCGGUGAUCAGUAUCGUGUCACAUACGUCGAGUCAGUGCCAGCCGCCAAGCCAUUCUACAACUCAUGGUCUGGAUUCAAGGAUGAGAUCGUGUGGGCUGGACUCUGGCUGUACAAGGCAACAGAGCAGGAGUCAUACCUGACCAAAGCCCAAGCAAACUACGAUGAGUUUGGUAUCAAGUACAUGGCCAAGGGCAACUCCCAUGAUUGGGAUCUCAAGGCACCUGGUAUCACUGUGUUGAUGGCCGACAUCACUGGCAAGCCUGAGCACAAAAAGGACGUCGAGGACUGUUUGGACUACUGGCUACCAGGAGGCGGAGUCACCUACACUCCUGGCGGCCUGGCAUGGCUACGCAAGUGGGGACCAUGUAGAUACGCCGCAAAUAUGGCAUUCCUCGCCAGUGUUCAUGGAGGUGACAAGUACACCAACUUCACAGUCAGCCAGGUUGACUACAUCCUGGGCAAGAACCCCAAGCAACAAUCAUUCGUCGUGGGAAUUGGACCCAACUACCCAGUCAACCCGCAUCACAGAGCCUCGCACCACUCCACCACCAACGACAUCAACAACCCUCCAACCAACACAUACAUUAUCAAGGGUGCCCUUGUUGGAGGUCCAGAUGAACUAGACAACUAUAAGGACGACAGAUCGGACUAUGUUGAGAAUGAGGUUGCAUUGGACUACAAUGCAGGAUUCGUCGGCGCGCUAUGCUACAUGGUCAAUCCCAAAGACAAUGAGAAGGUUCGCGCUACCAUUAGUGUCCCUCCACCAAUCCUCUCACUCAACAUCAGUUUAUGGUUCACUUCCAUAUAUAUCCACGCGGCUGUCGCACUGCCAUCGCCUAUGUCACAUCGACCAAACCCGACCGUUACCCCAAUCCAUCGUGUGGUGGCCACUACACCACCUCCACCUCCCCCUCCUACCUCACCAACUGCAAAGAAGGCACUCCCACCUGUUCCUCCUCCCUCUAGGCCUCCAUUAUCCUCGGCACCAGUCAGGACACCGAGUCCCAAUCCAUCAGCGCCACCUAGACCAGUCAAGAGAGUGGCAGUCACCCAAGAAUCGUCCUCACAGCCACAUUCAAGACAUACCAAGAACAUAUAUGUUGAUGGAUCACUACAGAACAACUUCAACGACUAUAGCUAUAUCACUCAUGUGUUGAACGAUGAUGGCCUACAACUCAAUGGUGCACCAUCUAUUUCAUUCUCGCCAAGCAAUUGGGGCGCGAUAUACCUGGCCUGUCCAUCAUGUAUCAACAGCAAUGAGUACAAGAAUCUGACAUUCUACAUUAAUGGAGGUGGACAGGGCGGACAGAAGGUGCAACUUGGUCUGGUCAAGGAUUCCAACAACUUCAAGACCGUGCCAAUCAAUCAGCUCAUUGGUCAAGACAUUCCAAGCAACAAGUGGACACGUGUUAGUGUUGCCUUCCAUGACCUUGGCAUCAACGUGUCAGAGUUUGACGGUGUAUGUUUCCAAGAUACCAAUGGCGAUACUCAAUCAAAGUUGUACCUCAACAACAUCUACUUGGAGUAA